Messenger RNA from Saccharomycopsis crataegensis, 6144 nucleotides. RefSeq names its product GTPase-activating protein BEM2 (gene BEM2). The transcript has a single exon. The record is from RefSeq and is a predicted model, not a curated record. Gene Ontology annotation, molecular function: guanyl-nucleotide exchange factor activity. The coding region runs from base 1 to 6144 and encodes 2047 amino acids. Gene Ontology annotation, cellular component: cytoplasm. NCBI's taxonomy places the organism in Eukaryota, Fungi, Ascomycota, Saccharomycetes, Ascoideales, Saccharomycopsidaceae. Gene Ontology annotation, biological process: small GTPase-mediated signal transduction; regulation of GTPase activity.
AUGAAGAGUUUGCUCAAAAGUACCAGAAACAAGAGAAAGAGUGUGAAUGAGAAGUCUUCUAAGUCCAGCUCAUCUGGUGCACAAAAGACUACGAGCAGAUCAGGUAGUAGGUUGGCAGCUGGUCGUACUAUGUUUGAUGCCAGAAAUAAAAGUACAGAUUCCGACCUAAAUAGUACUGACGGAACUACUGCAGUCAACAGUUCUAUCCCUCCAUUUGCACGUAGUCCUCCUGCUGGUCAAAAUUCUUAUGGUUUGAAACCCAAAGGUCAGAGAGAAUCAAAGGCCUCUAGUGCAAUCAUUGAACCAUCAAGAAGAAGUUUGGAUAGCCACGUUUAUGAUAAUAUUUCUGAGUACUCUAAAAUUAAUAACGGCUCUCAAAACCAAAAUGAUCCAGACAGCAGUAGUAUAAUAUCCGAUGAAGAGCCAGUAGGCAAACAAUUUGUUUCUCCUACAUCCCCUGUCCACAGGGUCAAAAGUGAGACUCCAAGUGUUAAUAAUGACGAGACAAUGAAUAAAUUAUCGUCAUCAAUGAGCAAAACUACUAUGGAUGCUGAAAGCAAUGAACAGGAGGCUCUUAAUUCUAACACGGAAAUUGAUGAUCCAACUGCCGCAUCUUCUGCUAAUGAGAAUAAGAGCUCCUCAUCUGUCUCUUUGGGAUCUAAUACAAACACCAACACUUCCAAUAUCACCAAUUCUAAUAAUGAGCAGGGCCAUCUAUUUUCAUCCGGUGUUAAUCAAAAAGCAAGCUCGACCAACAAUACAAACCCAAGUGCUCAACAAUUUUACGCUCCAAAUCAACCUAACUCUGGGAAGUCUCAAGAGCAACGUCAAUUUUUCCAUCAAAAGGAUGAAGCUACAGGUACAAAGAAAAAUGAAAAUGACCUUGAAAUUAAAUCUACCCAGUCCAAUAGUACAAAAGAUGACACCACAACUUUGGUUUCGAAGACUAAUCUCAGUCAUAUUCCAACAACGACAACUAAUGCAACAGCUAGCACUGCUUCUGCCCAUUCCCCAUUGAAUGGCUCAAACUAUGAUCAUGUUAUUUUCAAAUCUGGUUGGAUUAACAGAGGUACUAAUAUGACCUCUUGGUCAUCAUCAGUAACCAGCGAUACCUGGAGAUUAUAUCGUGCUGAGUUGAAGGGCUCAAAUCUUCUUUUGUUCAAGCCUCCAAGCGACUUGGGAAUUAAACACUUCGAGCCAAGAUAUAAUGGGCAAGGGGAAAUGCGGCCACCUGAACCGUACUCAGCGGAUAAUGCUUCAGGGUUGAGUCCUUCCAACACAAUUAUUGAAGAAGGUAUAGCCAGAUCUUCUGCGAGUGUUGAUGGCAUCCAAAGUCAACAUUAUGAUAACAUGGACAAUAAGUCUACCAUCAAUAAUAACUGGAGCAAUGUUACCGCGGAUGCUGGCUCUGGUAACGUUAAUAUUAGACUACCAGGGGGCUUCCCUUCAAAGAGUGAAAUAUCAUAUGUCUCAGAAGUGUAUCCACACCCAGAUCUACAAUUUGAUGAAGCUGAUACCAUUUUGAAUGGAUCUUUGGAAGCUGUCUGCCAUACUGUGUUAUUUAAUACUUCCGAGGAUAGCAGAUUAUCAUCGCAAUUAAUUUCUGUGAUUCCUUUAUUUGGAGACGCCAAGAUUGCAGUUGAUUACUUUGUUCAAUAUGCUUUUGUGUUUAUGAGUCCUGCUACCGUUGAUUCGUUAAACUCCAAGAUUAAAAGCUUCAAAUUUCCUUUACAUGCCUCAUUGCUCAACAGAAAGAAUGUUCUGAUAAACGAAACAACUGAUAGUAUCAUUACGAACAGAUUGGGAUUGGUGGUUUCAAUUAUCCAAGAGCAAUUCCCUGGUAUGUUGAUGGAUGCUAUGAUUUUUGAAAAAUUAUUGACAUUGUUAGAGUUAAUUGGAGUGCACAAUGAUGCUUUUGCAAACGAAUUGAACCGAAAAAUUAUCAGCCAGCAGCAGAAAAUGACCGAACUAUUGGUUUUUGAUGCCGCCUCUGCUUCUAAAGCCAUCACCAAGGAGGAGAGUGUCUUAACUGCUGAUGAAUUCUUGAAAAUAGAUUUGAAUGAAUUCAGUGACCAAAUCAACUUGAUUGACUUGAAAUUCAACAAAGAAUGGAACCCAAAAACUGAUGCCUCUUUAUUAUACGAAACUGGAUAUUCAUACUCUAGAUAUAAUCCUUUGAUCUUUGAUCCGGUUUCAAAUAUUCAUUAUUUGGGUCGUAUUUUGAUCCAACAUUUGUUCGAAGAUGAUCAAUCGAAAGCCAGUGUCCAAUUCCGGGCCAAAGUUAUUCAAAAAUGGGUUGAAUUGGGCUCUAUAUUCGAUAAGAAAGGUGAUAUGGUCAGUUGGUUGGCUAUUGCCACUAUCAUUUGCUCUAUUCCUAUUCUCAGAUUGAAGAAGACCUGGUCUGUCGUUGACUCUAAAACCUUGAAAAUUGUGAGCACCGAGUGGGGUCAAGUUGUGUUUGAAUUAGACAGAAGAAAUAUGACAAGUGAUGCUGCCCAUAGAUCUUCAUAUCAUGUCAUUGCUCCACAGGGUAUCGGCGAAAGUUAUUCCAAAUUUAGAGUUGUUCCAUACUUCGGUGAUUUAACUGUCAAGUUAACAUCUUCUAACAUUACUCUUAAACAAUGUGAAAAGAGAGUACAACGUGUUAAAAUCAGUUUCAACAGAUGGGAUGAAUAUUUAGCAAUGGUUAAAGAAAAGAAUGAUUUUGGUGCAUUACAGACCCCAAAUCCAAAAACGCAAAGGUUGCUAUACAAUUUGUUAAGCAUUCAUGUUGGCUUGUCUCGCCUUACUCAGGAUGAUGUUAUGCAACAAUCCUUGGAGGUUGAACCGUCAAAUAGCUCAUCAUUGUAUGAAUUUUAUUCAUCUUACGAAAAUGACAAACCUCCAAUCUCUGCUGGUAUUUUCUUCCCGAUCUUAUUUACAGACUUCUUACCAAGCUAUAGAUUAUUUGAUAAAGAUUCUUUGAUCCAAGCUGCCGGCGGUCAUGGUAGCAAAAGAGGCGGUGAGGUCACCAAAAUACAGGCGGUUACUGGGGUCAACAUUGUAGAUUCCACUGCCAUUCAUCACCAUUACAAAUUGAGACGCUCCAGUCCAUUGGCUGACAGUAUUUUUGAUUUGUUGAAUAUUGAUAGUGAUGUUUUUCAUGUUGGCAAGGAUUUGAUUUUCAAAGCAGUUCCAAAAAAUAACAUUUUGUCUGCUGAUGGCAAUUCCAAAAAUGAUGAGAAUAACGGAAACAUUUCUCACAAACCAGUUGUUGUUAAUGUUGUUGCCAAAGCAUCUUCCUUCGAAAAAUUAGUUGAUAUCUUGGUAUUGACUCCUAAUAUUUUCAAUGCUCACAUUAAUGAAGAAGAUAUGCAAAAAUAUUUGACCAAACAUAAUCUCUCUGGCGGAAGUAUCAAGUUGGAUAUGGAUAUUGGUGUCUACACAGAAACUUUCUUUGCUUCUUACAAGAGUUUCUGUAAUUUGACCACUUUGAUUGAAGGUCUUGGAAGAAGGUUUAUUGGUGCCAAAGCUGCCGCCAUUUCGAUAAAGAAGCUGAAGGACAAUAAAGAAUAUUAUGCAGCCCAUAGUGAAAGAUCUUUUCCAGAUUGGGAUAGCAGUGUUGAGUCAAAUAAUCCAGAAAUCAAUUGGAAAUAUGUUGCCCAAAUUGAAGCUGGUAUUUUGGAAGCUUUAUAUGCUCUUAUUUCUGACUUUUAUUCUGAUUUCACUGAUGAAAUUGAAACAAAGCAAAGUUUUGUGGACAUUUUGAAAAUUAUCGACCAAGAAAUUGUCAAUGAAUGGAAAACUAUUUUGAAACAGCAUAGCGAUGGCCAUGACGAAUUAUAUGAACUAUAUGAAAAUUUGCAAUUGCUUUACAAAAAAAUUAGAAAAUUCUACAUAAAGAGAAGUUAUAGACCUCUUGAUUUCUAUUCAACUCCUCAUACUUUCUCCUCAGUUGUUGAUUUUCCACCGGAUCAUGCCCACCUUCCACCAUCUUCUCAAUUUGUGGAAAUCCAAAAACUUAUUGAAAAAUUGGAUGUGGUUGUGUUCGAUUUAUUCCGUCAAACUACAGUUAAUGAGUGGAUGGUAGUUUCUGAUUUGUUUGAAAUGCAAUCCACCAGAUCAUUGACUGGUAUUUUCAGCUAUAAGCAACAUUCGCCGGCGAUUUCCGAAGAAGAUUUGAAGAUUUUUAAUGUGUUUUCCUGGUUGGAAAGUUUGUAUGUGGAUGUCCCUGAGGUCAAGUUGCUAUCCAAAUUCCCGUCAAAUAUCAGGGCAUUGUACGGAUUACACGGGAAAAUAACUUCUUAUUUCUUGAACCAAAUUAUUGAACCAAGAAUCCCAUUGUCCAAAAGAAGAAACAGAAUGACAACAAUUUUACAAAUGUUGGCAAUUAUCAAUUGCAGAAUGCAAUCCUGUUCGGUGUUUGCAGAUGAAGGUUCUAGAAUUCCAGCAUUUUUAGAAACUUGUAUUGCCAUGGCCGUCUGUGCUCCUGAAAGUAGAUGGUUUGUUAAUGACUGGAUUUAUUCUGCUCUUAAAUUGCGUUCUAGGACUGGUGACAUGAAAUGGGACACCUUGAGUGAUUUGGUCCCCUCAUUUAAUAGUAAAAUUUUAUUGAAAGAUUGCAGAGCCCCAUUGACUCCAUGCUUCGGCUGGUUGGCAGAAAGAUUGUUGGAGGUUGGCUGCUAUAUCCCUAAUGUUUCGGUCGAGAAUCCUUCCUUGCUUAACUUUGACAAGAGACGUUAUGUUUACAAGUUGAUACAUGGUAUUAUGGCUCUAAAGAGAGAAGAUUCUUUAUAUUCUAAAGAAGAAUUGAAUGAUAUAAAGAAGAAAUUUGAAUUCUUAUAUAAUAUCAAAAGAAGUGUUUAUGACUUGAGAGAUAUCAGGGAAAUUGCCAGAAAAGAAAAUAAAGAUUAUCCAAGAAAUGAACAAAAGAAUAAGCUAUUCCAAAGACUUGUUGAGCAAGAAUUUUAUAAAUUGAAGAGAGAUGUCAAUAAAAAGGAAUCUCUAGAGAUGCAGGAGCUCAAGAGAAAACAAAUUAAUUCAAAGAUGGUUGGUAAGCCUCAACAAACUGACUCUAAGGAUAUCGCUACUAUGAGUAGAUCAAAUAUGAAUGUCGGUAUUUCUAACUCUACCUCGACAAACUCAAUCCAACAAAAUGCUGUUCUUAAUGCUCAUACCACCACUCAAGCCAAAGGUGGAGGUAGAUUCAGAAUUGGUGGAUUCUUGAAAGCUGUUCGUCCAUUCUCAAUCAACGUGGGAAAUUCCUGGUCAGCGCCAGAAAGAGUUGCUUCAAUUUCUGAAUUGCCUGAUCCCGCAAUAUUUGAGGGAAGAAGUGGAAAAGCGGCAUUACAGUUCAAGUUAUUUAAUAUGAAACCAUUAAUUAUCCACUCCAGUGAUAUUGAAGGGUUCUUCAAGCUAGUUGAUGUCGAAGGUCAGGAAUACUGUUUCCAAGCAACUAGUGACGUUGAAGCUAACGAUUGGGUUAAGAAUAUAAGUGAGGCCAAAAGAUAUGGUUACUUGUCUCAGGAAGCUAAAGAAAGAAACGGUAAUAAGGUCUUUGGUGUUCCAAUACAACUUGUUUGUAAAAGAGAAAAUAAUGUUAUUCCUUAUGUGGUUCAUAAAUUAUUGGAUGAAAUUGAAAGACGUGGUUUGGACGAAGUUGGUCUUUAUAGAGUUCCAGGUGCUGUUGCCAAUAUUCAAUUAUUGAAACAAAGAUUCGAUGAGUCUGCUGAAGAAGUUUCUCUUGAAGAUCAAAGGUUCCUUGAAAUCAAUACACUAGCGGGUUGUUUCAAAUUGUAUUUGAGAGAAUUACCAGAAUCUUUGUUGACUUCAGAAUUAUUGCCUUCCUUUAUUUCUGUUACCAGUGGCGAAGACAUUGUUGAUGGAGUAUGUAAUUUAAUCAAGAGAUUACCAUUCCACAACUAUCAUUUGUUGAAGAAGUUAGUGACUCAUUUGAAUCUUGUUACUGAACACUCCGAUAAAAAUAGAAUGGAUGCUUCUAAUUUGGCCAUGGUGUUCUCCAUGAGUUUCUUGAGCUCUUCUGAUACUGAUUUUACUAGAAGCUUAGGAAGUUUACAAUCUAUUCUUCUUAUGAUGAUCCAAGAACCUGAAAGAUAUUUCAAGAACGCUGAAUAUGAUGCUGCAGUCAGUAGUUUCGAACAAUAG